UAGAUUUACGCUCUCUGAUAGCAAUCGCACAUAUCGCUUCAGACGGACAUUGUUUUUGCUAGUUCGUUGUCACUUCCUCGUAAAAAAGUGAAAAGUGAAAAGGUUUUAAUGAUUUUAAUGAAAAUUCCGUAAAAUUAGUUAUACAUUAGCAAAAAACCAGUAUAUUUUUUGAGUGCUUAUGCGAAUUAUAAAAGAAAAAUUGUGAUUGAUACUGAACGACGAAAAAAUAAAAGAAGCGAAACGAGGAAUAUGAAAAUGAGAAAUUGAUUUUCCGACACAACUGCAUUCGAAUUAAAUACAUAUUGCAAUUGAUGAACGCACAUCGAAAAAAGCUUCACUCAUUUUUCACGCAUUAUAUCUGCUUUUACGGUACCGUCGGUCCACGUUGGUAUUGGGUCACUAACUACCGGAGUAAUUUUGAUGCAUUAAUCUGAACGACUCACUGUGCACAAUGCUGUCGGGCUCCAACCACUGAAUUACAUCCAAAUAAAACUUAACCCUGCUUCUGUAAGCCAGAGCAAUGAACUAAGGAAGAAUAAAAUCCCAUUCCAUACCAGCUAUAAAACUGCUUGAUAACCACUGUAUAUUUUGUUUUCCUUCGAUAUUAAGACUUCGCUGCAAUGAAUAUAGUUGGGGACUAUGAAUAUAGUUCAAAGGACAUGCUUGGCCAUGGUGCUUUUGCCGUGGUCUACAAAGGACGUCAUCGUAAAAAACAUUUCCCCGUUGCUAUAAAAUGCAUCACAAAAAAGGGUUUGAUAAAAACGCAGAAUUUGCUUGGAAAGGAAAUAAAAAUUCUUAAAGAACUGACAGAGCUACAUCAUGAGAAUGUCGUUGCCUUGUUGGACUGCAAAGAAUCGCAAGACUGUGUCAACUUGGUUAUGGAGUAUUGCAACGGCGGUGAUUUGGCGGACUAUCUCACUGUAAAGGGAACUCUUAGUGAGGACACUGUCAGACUCUUUCUCAUACAAUUAGCCGGUGCCAUGAAAGCGCUUUACACUAAAGGAAUUGUGCAUCGUGAUCUUAAGCCACAAAAUAUAUUGUUGUCGCACAAUUAUGGCAAAACUUUGCCUGCGCCAUCGAAAAUCACAUUGAAAAUAGCGGAUUUUGGUUUUGCACGCUUCCUAAAUGAGGGUGUUAUGGCGGCUACACUUUGCGGUUCACCCAUGUACAUGGCUCCUGAGGUUAUAAUGUCUUUACAAUACGAUGCAAAAGCUGAUCUCUGGUCUUUGGGUACCAUCGUGUAUCAAUGUCUGACUGGCAAAGCACCAUUCUUUGCACAAACUCCGAAUGAAUUGAAGGGAUAUUACGAAAAGAAUGCCAAUUUGGCGCCAAAAAUACCCAGCGGGGUCUCGCCGGAUUUACGUGACUUGCUGUUAUGUUUGCUGCGGCGCAAUGCAAAGGACAGAAUUUCGUUUGAGAGUUUUUUCAGUCAUCGUUUCUUACAGGGUAAAAAAAUCACCACUUCUGUUUCUCCUACGGAUGUUCCCCCACAAUUAAGUUUGGCAACCACUCCGCCAACAAAAACGAAAAGUCCUCUUCAGCAACUUCAACAACUGCAGCAGCUUUGCGAAGCUGACGUUGAGGCUGCUGCAGCACAACAAGACGAUAAUACAGUUUCCGUUGUAGAGAAUCCGGCUAUUUGCGCUACCAUCACGAACGUAGGCGUGCUUUGCGACAGCGAGAAUAAUAGCGCUUCAUCUGGUUCCCCAGAAGACUCAGAUGACUUUGUUCUGGUGCCUAAGAAUCUCCCAGAAGAUCAAACUGUCAUCGAAUAUGAGAAAAAGCAUUCAGCCGCAUGCCAAGCUGCACAAACGACUAAUCAUUCAAGUCCACCACGCCCAAGCAGUCUACCAAUCUCAGAACCAAAGCCGGUUCCUGCACCAGCUCGUCGGUUCUCGACAAAUACAGUUGAUCCUGUGGCUGGAACGAAUGCGUCUCCAACUGUUGUGGCAUCGUCACCAAAGCAAACGGUUGUCGGCGUGAGCGGGCAACAGUUUCCUCGGUCACAGCCAAUCAGCGUCAAACAACGUGCUGAACAUCGCAAGACUAGUGUCAGCAGCGAUAUUAAUUCCAUUUCGCCGCCAGCAGUGCAGUUUGCCAUUGGCACCCCGCCUGCUCGUCGGCGUUCAGCUUCCGGUAGUUCAUUGUCGGAGACGCCACCACCAAGUGCACCUUGUACUUGGCAAGUAAGCCCUGGUACACAAACACAGUCUCCUCUGCGGCGUUCAGGCCACAGUUCGCCAGUUCUUCCGUCUACAUUAGCUAAAUUGCCUACUUUGGGUAGUCCCACACUUAUUGUGGGUCCCGGUUCGGUCGGUUCACUGGGUUCCGGGUCUGGUGGAUCAGAAAAUAACAAUCAGCAUCACGUGUUAGGUCCGCGUGCAUUUACAUUACCGGAGCUAGGUGCUACGGGAGGCUUGCAAAGUUUGCUGGAUACAGCUAGCAGUCGGGCCACCGGCGUAGAAGGGCAUCAACUUCAUACUUUCCAUGCACCUGAACUGUCGGAGGAGACACUCAUGGACCGCGAGCAUAAUGAAACACUUUCCAAAUUGAAUUUUGUUUUGGCACUUACCGACUGCAUACAAGAGGUUGCGGAUUCCCGUUGUGCACCUCUUUCAGCGCUCAUGGCUGUGGGUGCAACCUCCUCUGACCAGCAGUCCAUACCGCCACAUGCGCCUGAACAUUGUAAACGAGCUGAGCGGCUAGUGUUGUUGGUACGUGCUUUACAUCUCCUUUCGAGUGGAUUGAAUUUGGCUUCCCAACAAUUACGUAGUGGAAAUCUUAAACCCUCAUCAAACGUCAAGAAUGCUUUGCUUACAAUGAACUCCAAAUAUCGAUCAAUUUUAUUCGAAUCAAAAAAAUUAAAUGUUUCUGGUUUGUUGCAAAAAGCAAAUGCAUUCAACAUUACAGCUGACAAAAUCCUCUAUGACUAUGCUUUGGAUAUGUGUCAAGCGGCCGCCUUGGACGAGUUGCUAAGUAAUACAAAAAAUUGCUUUGAACGCUACAAUACGGCGCACAUACUGCUGCAUUCGUUGGUACAGAAAUGCAACCAUCCACAGGACAAGAUGUUACUGAAUAAAUAUCGUGACGCAGUGGAGAAGCGUUUAAAUAUUUUGCAGCAGCAAGGGUACAUAUAUGUCACCGAUGAAAACUCUUAAGGUUCCGAAUUCAGAGUUUACUCUUCAUUUUCGAACUUUUAUAUUUUGGUCAUGAAUUUGAAAAUUUCUGACCACUCAAGCCACUGUUCUGCAGCACCUGAAAGUUUAUUUAAGUAAAUUAAUAUUUAACCAAUAUUUUAUAUAACCCUGAGAGCGAGCGUAUGUGAUUAAAUUAAAGGUGUACCACGAAAAUACAUUCAUCCAUAUAUAUAUAUAUAUAUAUAUAUAUAU
This is a messenger RNA of Rhagoletis pomonella (apple maggot), 3389 nucleotides long. RefSeq names its product serine/threonine-protein kinase unc-51-like. Gene Ontology annotation, molecular function: ATP binding; protein serine/threonine kinase activity. Bases 621 to 3158 code for a protein of 845 amino acids. NCBI's taxonomy places the organism in Eukaryota, Metazoa, Arthropoda, Insecta, Diptera, Tephritidae. Gene Ontology annotation, biological process: positive regulation of autophagy; autophagosome organization; peptidyl-serine phosphorylation. The record is from RefSeq and is a predicted model, not a curated record. The transcript is spliced from 14 exons. Gene Ontology annotation, cellular component: cytoplasm; autophagosome.